AUGGCCAACAUGUAUGCUGCUCUCGCUCGUUACCAAGAGCGCUACGCUCCUGUCGAGCUGCUUCCUGCCUACUGUGGUGCUGGUGUGUGCUGCGUGCUCGUGUGGGUCAUCUCCAUGCCGCUGCGUAACGUCGGCUGGGCUUUCGGCGCGCAGGUCUGGCGCGUCGCAUGCUUGAACGGCUCGCUUUGUAACGCGUGCCUGUGCCAAUACAAUGCAGUGCUGCUCAAUCGCGAGGAAGAGCGCUAUGGAGACUACGGACCGAUGCUGCAUAAGUGGUGGUUUGCCGCUUACUCUACGUUCUACGCGAACCUGCCCGACUUGGGCACUCGUCGCCGGCGGGCGCUCGAAGGUUUCCACGUCGCGUGGAUAGUGACCAAGUUCGUGAUCUCGUUGGCGUUCUUCGCGCCGAUGGCGGCGUUCUACCUGCUCGAGUUUGCCCUGCUGGGAACGGUUGGCGUGGCUGUCGCGCUGAAGGACACCGACGAAUUUUCGCCUACAGGCAUGAUCAUUCUCGGACUCAAGGACCUGCGUGCAAGGGCUGCUGAACGCGAUCGUUCGGAGAAGGAGAGCCUGCAACAACUGCGAGGCAGUGACACUGCCGAAGACCAAACUACCGAUGCUGACGCCGUGGACGGCGUUGAAGUGACUAUCGAUGAAGAAGUUCCUCCUUGUGCUCCUGCGGCUAUCUCUGCCGAAUUCCGUGCUGCCGAGGAACGAUCGACUCUCCUGCGGCUAGAGCUCGCCCGCCACCCGGAGGUCCGUCGAGGACGAUGAACGUGCAGUCGGGGAAGAUGUCCCGUGCCGGGGUAUACCGACCCCGUGCCAGGCAUCGGGGCGGCGGACUCGCGUGUCGGCUGGAGUGCCGAAAUGGCUACAUCCUACGAGGGGUACCGAUUGUGAGGUACCCGAGUUGCUGCUGGAAAUGAUGGCGCGACGCACGUGUGAGGUGGAACUCUUGGGGGUCCGUGGACGUCUCCAUCCCCGCUCGAGGACGGGUGUCGUGCGUACGAAACAACGGAAUGUGGUGUGAAUGCGGAGGGGUUGUCGUGCCCAAGGACGAAGGGUACACCUGCAACUCCGAGAAGCGCAAGGAGAGGUAUUGACCUUAAGAUCGACGGCGGCCGUGCCGACCCUCGGCUUGUAGAUUCAGUCGUAAAUCUUCCCUGUCUUGUGAACAACAACAACCACAAAGAAAGCUUUUGUAUCAACU
This is a messenger RNA of Phytophthora sojae, 1210 nucleotides long. RefSeq lists its product as hypothetical. The transcript has 4 exons. The coding region runs from base 1 to 774 and encodes 257 amino acids. Lineage: Eukaryota; Oomycota; Peronosporomycetes; Peronosporales; Peronosporaceae. The record is from RefSeq and is a predicted model, not a curated record.